AUGGCUGCUCUACAGAAAUCUGUGAGUGUUUCCCUUAUGGGGACCCUGGCCGCCAGCUGCCUGCUUCUCACUGCCCUGUGGGUACAAGGGGGCACAGCGGUGCCCAUCAGCUCCCACUGCAAGCUUGAUGAGUCCGACUUCCAGCAGUCCUACAUCACCAACCGCACCUUCAUGCUGGCCAGAGAGGCUAGCUUUGCAGAUAACAACACAGAUGUCCGUCUCAUUGGGAAGAAACUGUUACAAGGAGUCAAUAUGAGGGAGCAUUGCUAUCUGAUGAAGCAGGUGCUUAACUUCACCCUUGAAGAAGUGCUGCUGCCCCAGUUGGACAGAUUUCAGCCCUACAUGCAGGAGGUGGUGCCCUUCCUGGCCAAGCUGAGCAGCAAGCUGAGCCCAUGCCAUACUGGGGGUGACGAUCGGCAUAUACAGAAGAAUGUGCAAAAGCUGAAGGACACGGUGAAAGAGCUUGGAGAGAGUGGGGAGAUCAAAGCAAUUGGAGAACUGGAUUUGCUGUUUACGUACCUGAAAAAUGCCUGUGUCUGA
Castor canadensis (American beaver) is the source of this 540-nucleotide messenger RNA. It is a transcript of the gene Il22, whose product is annotated as interleukin 22. NCBI's taxonomy places the organism in Eukaryota, Metazoa, Chordata, Mammalia, Rodentia, Castoridae. The record is from RefSeq and is a predicted model, not a curated record. Gene Ontology annotation, cellular component: extracellular region.